Messenger RNA from Myxocyprinus asiaticus (Chinese sucker), 6035 nucleotides. It is a transcript of the gene crfb2, whose product is annotated as cytokine receptor family member b2. The record is from RefSeq and is a predicted model, not a curated record. The coding region runs from base 305 to 1789 and encodes 494 amino acids. NCBI's taxonomy places the organism in Eukaryota, Metazoa, Chordata, Actinopteri, Cypriniformes, Catostomidae. The transcript is spliced from 7 exons. Gene Ontology annotation, molecular function: protein binding.
AAUAACCACAAUUCUGCCGGAAACCGGAAGAAGAAGGAACAGAAAAUGAAAGUAUUGCAGACUUCAAUGGAGUAAAGCAUUAUUUUGAUUUCACUAGCGCGUAUGCUUAUGAGAAAAAACAAUCUAAGAAUUUUUCGUCGACAGUACAGGCUGCCAGUCCGGGAGAUUUCUGCAACUGAAUCAGUGUGGAAGUGAUUAAAAUGUAACGUGCCGCCGAGUAAGAUAAGAGUCUGUGAAGAGGAAACAAAAUUUGCGUGCUGCGAAAACAAACGAGAGAUGACAGUAUUUGUGUUCAAUUAAUGUCAUGCAUCGCAGAGUGUAUGUAAUGACACGGAUACUUAUAAUUAUUACUCUGUUUCACUCAGCCUUAUGCAUACACAUACCUGCUCCUGUAAAUCUGAGCAUAUCUUCCCAAUAUUUUGUCCACUUGUUGUCUUGGAAAAUGGGGCCAGGCUCUCCUGAUGGUGUUCACUACAAAGUCAGCAUGUGCACACUCAGCAGUGAGACUCCGAUGGUGGUGAAGGGUUGUGAAAAGGUGACGUACCCACUCUCAUGUAAUCUUACAGAGGUCUUUUCUGAUCUGGAGGAAACCUAUUACACCAGUGUGUCUGCUGGCAUGGGGAACUGGACGUCACUGCCUGCCCACUGCAGCCCAUUUAAACCCAUUCAAAACACCACAUUGGAGCCGCCGCUGGUGACAGUGUCAGCAUGUAACAAGUCUCUCUGUGUCAGUCUCAAAGCGCCUGCUCCCAAACUCCACCACAUCUACAAUUCAUUCAGGUUCCACUAUAGACUGGUGAUCAGCAGUGAGGAUGGACCAGAGUUUCAUGAGGAUACUGAGGGGUUACAGAAUGUGACUCUUAAGGAUCUGGCCCCUGGCCGUCGGUACUGCGUGACUGUCAAAAUCAUUGACCGCAGCCACCCCAAUAGACCACCAGCCUGUGCCUCCACCCCUAAAACAGCAAACAGCUCAGAAACACUGAUCAGUUUCGUCUUGUGUCUGGUAAUCCUGCUGUUACUGAUGACCGUCAUUCCAAGACUUGUUUCCCACUUCUAUCUAAAAGCAGAUCUACCUGCAGUUCUGAGUUCCUUUCAUAGUCCGUAUAAAAGGAAACAUCUCCUCAUCACUUCUGCUGAUUCUAUUAAUACGCUCUCUGAGGACACAGAUUUCCUCCAGAAGAUGAAGAGAAACCGAGAGGAGCAUGAAGAGAUUGAAACUGAGACAGAUGAAGGAGUGAUGUAUGAGAAACUAUUGACAUGCUUUGAAGACAAAAGCCAAACAUCUUCAUCUUCCAUUGUACCAUCAUCAUCCAGCUGUGGUUUGUUAAUGGACCAAAGCUCACACACAGGCCUCACCUCCUCCACGGAUGUCCAAGGUUGUAGUUUGAGUUUGCAUGAGGGCAGCUGGGUCCCUGAGACUGAGUCUGUGGCCUCUACAGAGGUCACGUUAAAUGUUAAACACUUCUCCUGGAGGUCUGUUUCUCUCACACGUGUGGAGCAGGAAGACAGCGGUACAACGGAGGUGGAGAGUGAUACAGAUGUCAACCUGUUUUCAGUGACUUUAGGAGGAAUUACAUCAGAACGGCAUGAAGCUGAUGCUGAUCAAACCCGCUGUAUUACAGAUGAGCUGGACCCAACAGACCUGUCUCCUCAAAGCCCAUUCGAAUCUGCUACUGCAUCUCUCUGGCUUUCUGAUUUUAAGCCCCUAAACUCUGAGACCCUUGAGAUGCACAUUUCAGACUCUGAGGAGGAAGAUGAUGAAUAUUCAGGGUACUUAAGUAGAACAUAGAGAUACAAAACAAAAUCCAUUUCAUACCUAAUAAUACCUAGUAACAAUGAUAGUUUUGAUAAUAUAAUUAAGCUAUUAGGGUCUGUAUGGCCGCGUACACACUUCAAAAUUUCUGGAGUGAAUCCCUAAAUUUUCAUUCCAUGUGUGUAUGGAAUACAGGACUGACUCCUGCAGUUGUGAUGAUUGACAAGUGAUUGACAGGGUUUGUAUCUGUGAACAAGAAACAUGAAUGCCACCAGCUGAACCUGUUUUGCGCUCGCUAUUUUUUGAGCAAAGACAAAAAUAUAAUUUAUGUUUAUUGCAAAAUAUUUCUAUAUAUACACAUAUGUAAGUAUUUGAGGGUGAAGGGAGACCAACUUGAUUAUGUCAUUCCCAGCACAUCUUGCGAGUGGGCAGUCAUUUCCGGGCUUGUUUCACUGGCUUUGUUGGCCACAGUUCUCUGAUUGGUGGAUUUUUCUCUGCAGGACCAUGGGUAGUGUAGUUGUACAUCAGGAACUCUGCUAUCGAUCAAGAUUUUUAAACAAUGAAGUUAAAAUAACGCAGACCGAUGGCUUCAACAGAAGCAUAAACCAUAGAUGAACAACCUCGUAACUCACAGUAGGUCUGUCUUUAAAUGUUUUAUAAGUUAUCGUUAUUGGACUCGUCUAUGGGAAAAUACAAUGGGAUUUCUACUUCCGGAACCAGACUUUUGCGCUCUAUAGUGUGAAUAACGUCAUGAUUAAAGGGCGUUAUUGCAGUCUGACAUUUUAUUUAGCUCUGCAUGAGUUCUGAGCACUGGUUGGAGUAGCGCAUUCACAUGACUUGCUGGAGUGGUGCACCAGCAUUACCCCGGCGUCACUUUCCAGACAAUUCGUAUAAAAAUAUAAUUGACAUGCACAGUGUCAGCACUUAGAGCAAAACAAGAUGUUCUCUGCAAGCGCUUUUCAUGUGGAGUCCAAAGCGACAUGAAUCAUGUAAAUGUGGCUUCAUGAUUGCUGAAGCAAAGUGUAUAGCCACAAUUAAUAUUGUGGAGGAUGACAGAGAGAUUUUAUGCGCAUUGCAAUUCGAUUAGGACUUCGAUUAGUCAACCUCCCACUUACACUUUGGAAAACAUUUAAUGUUACUUGAAUUGGUGCUAUUAUAGUGCAUUUCUGUCUUUAUAUUGUGGAAUACUUUGUUUCGAAAAUGAUGUUAUGUUAUACAGUUGAAGUUAGAAGUUUACAUACUCUUACCCAAAAUGUUUGACCCAAGUUAAACAAUUUAAAGGCAAUGCUACCAAAUACUAACAAAGUGUAUGUAAACCGCUGACCCACUGAGAAUGUGAUGAAAGAAAUAAAAGCUGAAAUAAAUCCUUCUCUCUACUAUUAUUCUGACAUUUCACAUUCUUAAAAUAAAAGUAGUGAUCCUAACUGACCUAAGACAGGGAAUGUUUUCUAUGAUUGUAUGUCAGGAAUUGUGUAAAACUGAGUUUAAAUGUAUUUGGCUAAAGUGUAUGUAAACUUCUGACUUCAACUGUAUAUAUAUUGUUUUUUCUAAGAAAGAGAAAAAAAAUGCAUUUUGACAUGAAAAUUAGAAAAUUAGUGAGAUUUCAGCACUUUCAAAAUGUGCGAUUAUUCGAGAUGAACUAUGAAAUAUCAUGCAAUUAUUAGCAAUUAAAUAUUUUGAUCAACUGGCAGCACUAGUUAAAAACUCUGUUUUAAAAGUAUAGCCAUAAGAUGUAAAUAAUGUGCGUGUAAAUGUGAUUUUAGCGUGAUAAAAUCUAAUUUUUCCACUUCGUUUCCAUGAUGACGUAAUGCCAUAAACCUUAAAACGACCAUAAAAACUGUAAUUUAAACAACUUUACAGCUCAAAUAAUACACAAAUUUCAUCAGAGGAAUUAAUGUAAGUGCUUCCAUAAAAUUAUAAGAUUUACAUUUCUGUAUUUAAACCCACCAAAAAUUGGCCCCAUUUACAUCCAUUGUGUCUCACUGUAACUUUGAUUUUUUUAUUUGAUUUUUUAAAGAGGGACGAGUCAAAAUUAUUUGUAGUGGUAAUUAACAUUAUGCCACAAAUGCUGUUGAUUUUGCUUGAGAACUUGUAUUGAACCCAGAAUAUUCCUUUUAGUGGAAACUGUCCAGUAUAAGAUAUACAGUAGUCCCUGACAUGUAAAUAGGAUAAUAAGUUUAAUAGAUAAACCGGUGUUUCACAUCAUAGCUGUCACUAUAUUGUGCAUUUAGCACAAUUGGAACACUGUACUGUCCAAUCAUUGUCCAGGACUCAAUCUGUUUUAUAAAGAGUUGGAUAAGUCAUUAACUGUAACCUGUGUAAUAUGCAUUUCAGUCUAAUGGAGAUGAUUACAGCCUGACAGUUUUCACAUGUAUCACUUAUCUUUGUCUGUUUGAGGAUCAUAGAAAAUUCAGCACCUAAAGUAUUCAAGUUUUUAAAACACGAUUGCAUUUCAUCAGUUAUUUUAUUUUAUUUUUUGCAUACUUUUGUUGCAUUAAUAUUAGUCGUAUUUUGUAUUUACAUUUUCCACAUCUGUACACAUUUUCAAAAAUAUAUUAGUCAUUGUGCUGUUGUUACUAGAGACUGAAAGCUUGUCUUUAAGUCAGACUAACACAAAUGAUUACUUUAGACCGACUGAAGUCAGACUUUUAAAGUGCAUGUAAAGGAGAAUUGUCAAUGAGUAUACAGUAAGUUCUCUGAUGUAAUACAGUGCAAAAAUUGUAACCUCACUUGCCCUGUAAAGUUUGUAUUAUAUAUAUACAUAUAUAUAUAUAUAUAUAUAUAUAUAUGUGUGUGUAUGUAUGUGUGUAUGUAUGUGUAUAUAUACACACUAUAUUGCCAAAAGUAUUCGCUCACCCAUCCAAGUAAUUGAAUUCAGGUGUUCCAAUCACUUCCAUGGCCACAGGUGUAUAAAAUGAAGCACCUUGGCAUGCAGACUGCUUCUACAAACAUUUGUGAAAGAAUGGGCCGCUCUCAGGAGCUCAGUGAAUUCCAGCAUGGUACUGUGAUAGGAUGCCACCUGUGCAACAAGUCCAGUCGUGAAAUUUCCUCACUACUAAAUAUUCCACAGUCAACUGUCAGUGGUAUUAUAACAAAUUUGGAAGCGAUUGGGAAUGACAGCAACUCAGCCACGAAGUGGUAGGCCACGUAAAAUGACAGAGCGGGGUCAGCGGAUGCUGAGGCGCAUAGUGCGCAGAGGUCGCCAACUUUCUGCAGAGUCAGUCGCUACAGACCUCCAAAGUUCAUGUGGCCUUCAGAUUAGCUCAAGAACAGUGCGUAGAGAGCUUUAUGGAAUGGGUUUCCAUGGCCAAGCAGCUGCAUCCAAGCCAUACAUCACCAAGUGCAAUGCAAAGCGUCGGAUGCAGUGGUGUAAAGCACGCCGCCACUGGACUCUAGAGCAGUGGAGACGCGUUCUCUGGAGUGACGAAUCACGCUUCUCCAUCUGGCAAUCUGAUGAACGAGUCUGGGUUUGGCGGUUGCCAGGAGAACGGUACUUGUCUGACUGCAUUGUGCCAACUGUGAUGUUUGGUGGAGGGGGAUUAUGGUGUGGGGUUGUUUUUCAGGAGCUGGGCUUGGCCCCUUAGUUCCAGUGAAAGGAACUCUGAAUGCUUCAGCAUACCAAGAGAUUUUGGACAAUUCCAUGCUCCCAACUUUGUGGGAACAGUUUGGGGAUGGCCCCUUCCUGUUCCAACAUGACUGCGCACCAGUGCACAAAGCAAGGUCCAUAAAGACAUGGAUGAGCGAGUUUGGUGUGGAAGAACUUGACUGGCCUGCACAGAGUCCUGACCUCAACCCGAUAGAGCACCUUUGGGAUGAAUUAGAGCGAAGACUGUGAGCCAGGCCUUCUCGUCCAACAUCAGUGUCUGACCUCACAAAUGUGAGCAAAUGUGUGUAUAUUUUUUUUUUUUUUUUUUUUUUUUUUAUGUAUUUCAUAAUCCAUUCAGUGCCAUUCAAAUCUUCUUAAAACUGCUUUUUUUAAUUGUAUUUCUUUAUCAUGGUCAAACUAAGAACAUCUGUCUCUUACUGAAUAUAUUUUAAUAAUAAUUAAAUCUACAAAUAAUGCAGUGAAUGUUAAUCAUUGUGGUUUCAUGUAAUUUUUUUUUUUUUUUUAUUUUUUUUUUUUACAAACUAUGGCAAAUGUGUUGUGUGUGUAUACAUGUAAAUGUGUCCACUUACCAGCAGUACAGCAGGGGGACCAGCAAAUAUUGUUUAAUGUCAAGGUAAUAAAACACACACACACACAAGAUACAUUCAACAAAAUACAAUAAAAAGUUUAGCAGUC